GGCGCCAAACAGGCUAGGACCGCCACUGCCCCUCCUCCUCGUGUGACCUAUUCGGACACUAUAAAAGUAAUCACCCAGGAUUUCUUCUGUCGGACUUUCUUGCGCGUUUUCGCUUUGGCUGUGCAGACGUCUCUCUGAAAUCCUCGCAACUUUCUCCGCUUCCCCUCCAGGAUUUUUCUACUUUGAAGGGUGAACAUGAUUAACUAUGAAGUGACCGUGUUCACUGGCAAUCUGGCCUUGGCCUCCACUUUCAAUAGUGUCUACAUUACACUGGUCGGGACAGAUGGAGAGAGCAAACGCAUUGAUCUCACAAGCUGGAAACCAUCUUUCUUGAAAGGGCAAGUAUCUCAUUUUAUUGUGUCCUGCCCAAAAUUCCUUGGAAAGCUGGUGAUGAUAAAGUUAGACAAACAGAAAAGGAUUCUCAAAGACUCUUGGUAUCCUGCCAAGGUGGAAGUGAAAUCCCCUAAAAACAAAACCUACCACUUCCCCAUCUACCACUGGAUUACUGACAGUGAGGUCUAUUGCUUCAGAGAGGGGACAGCUCUCAGAAUCUUUGAUGACAGCAACAGUCAUGUUGGUGGGCACAGUCGGCAGCAGGAACUUAAGCAGCGACAGAAAGUCUUUCGCUGGGAUGUAUAUGCACAGGGGAUACCCCAGUGCAUUAAGGCAGACAGCAUUCAGUCUCUGCCCUAUGAUGUCCAGUUUUCCUUCACCAAGACAGCAGAGAUGAAAUACACUGCAGUCACAGGACUGGUAGAGUUGGAACUGAUUGAAAUGGCUGAGUUAAAGAAAAAGUGGACUCACAUAGAUGAUAUUAGUCAUCUUUUAUGCGCUCAUCGAACUCAAGUAACAGACUUUGUUCAUAAACAUUGGAAGGAAGACUCUUUAUUUGGCUACCAGUUUCUCAAUGGUGUCAACCCCAUGUUGAUCCGAUGCUGUAAAGCACUCCCAAAAAACUUUCCUGUCACCGGUGACAUGGUCUCUCUCCAUGGUGGGGGAAGUCUGGCAGAUGAAAUGAUGAAGGGCAACAUCUUCCUGUGUGACUACAAGCUUUUGGAUGGAGUGCAACCAAACACCAUCAGCAGAAAGAAGCAGUAUCUGAUGGCUCCUCUUAUUCUGCUUCAGAAAACCUCUGAUAAUAAGCUGAUGCCAAUUGCUAUUCAGCUAAAGCAGAAACCAGCAAAGGACAACCCAAUCUUCCUUCCUACUGAUUCUGAGUAUGACUGGUUGUUGGCCAAAAUCUUUGUGAGAAGUGCAAAUUUCAACUUCUAUGAAGUCAGUGUUCACCUGCUACGCACACACCUGCUGGCUGAGGUUUUUACAGUCUCACUGCUGCGUAACCUGCCCAUGGUGCAUCCACUGUACAAGCUUCUGAUGCCUCACACUCGCUACACACUUCAGAUCAACGUCUUAGCUCGGCAACUUCUAAUAUCUCAGACGGGAGUUUUGACUCGGUUUGCAGCUUCUGGUGGAAAGGGUGUAAUCACAAUCCUGCAGAAAUCGUUAUCCUCCCUGACCUACAGCUCCCUCUGUAUCCCAGAUGAUAUUGCAGAACGUGGGCUGAAAGAUGUACCAAACUUCUACUACAGGGAUGAUGGAUUGAAGCUUUGGGAAAUCAUCUUCAGGUUUGUGAAAGAAAUUCUCACCUCCUACUACAAGACUGAUGCUGAAGUCCAGAAAGACUCUGAACUGCAGAACUGGAUUCAUGACAUUUAUGAACAUGGAUUCCUUUCACAAGCAAGCACAGGAAUUCCACAGAAAUUCACCACUGUGGAUGAGAUGAUCAAGUUUGUCACCAUGGUGAUCUUCACUUGCUCUGCCCAGCACUCAGCUGUCAACUCUGGGCAGUACGACUUUGGUGCCUGGAUGCCCAAUAGUCCUGUCACGUUGCAGCUUCCCCCACCAACUAAAAAGGGGAAAGCAAGUGAAAAAAGCAUGCUAGAUACAUUCCCCGAUAUUCAAACAACAGUUCAUGGCAUGGCCGUCAUGUGGCUACUCAGCAAGCAGUCCUCUGACUCUAUCUUUCUUGGCCAGUACCCAGAGGAGCAUUUCAGUGAGGAGGUUCCCUGCCAAAAAAUAAAGGAUUUCCAAGUAGAGCUCAAAAGGCUGAGUGCAGAGAUCAAAGCCAGAAACUCAGGGUUGGACCUGCCAUACACAUACUUGGACCCUGAGGUGAUUGAAAACAGUGUGUCAAUUUGAAUAUUAGAAGGCAGCUUCUCUUCCUUUAGUUCAGUAACAAAAACAGAAAAGAAAGUAAAGUUUGAGGUCUGCCCGUAAUGCAUUCUAUUGAUUUAACUUUAGUUUACCAGCAAUUUCUAAAAUAUUCUUCUGAGUUUCAGUUAAUACAAUGGCCAGGUUUUAUGUUUCAGGUUUUAUGUUUUGUAAUUAGAAAAUAUAUCAGUGGAAAGAGUGUUUCUGAUUUAGAAGUAUUUCUAUUUUUUUAAUCAUAAUUUUAAAGCUGUUUCUCUCUUGAAUAAUGAAAAGGUAAAUACAUAGAUAGAAAGCUGCUAGGGUGAGAAGGGCUUGAAGAAAUAAGUUCUCCUUUGCACUUCUCUGGUUUUUGAUUCUCAAUUUUGUUUCAAUACAAGCUUUAUAUAAUCAAUAUUUUUGUCUUAUUGCAGUGUAUUGCAUGAAUCCAUAAAAAGUGUAACUACUUUGAAAUAGGAAAAUUAAUAGCUAUAUCAUUUUAAAAGAGACAUGAAUGCAUAAUUUUAUGAUGUUUCAUUUAAAUUCUUAGAAAUUUCUGCCUGUGAAUACAUGAUUUAAAGGGUGAAGAAGGAGCUUACUGUGUUAUUUUUCUGUGUGAACUAUACUUAGGCCCUGUUUAUAUCAACUGGUUUUUAAGCUUGCCUGACAUAAAUGAUGAUAGUUUGAUCUCUUUCUGAACUGUUUUCCGUAUGUAAAAGAUGGAAUAUAAACACUGACCCAGUCAAAAUCCUUGUUUUAUUGCAGAUUCAUGGCUUUUGUCAUGUUUAGAUGAAGGCGUGGAGUGCUAAGAUAUUAGUAAAUACUAGCAGUAAGGACGAAAUUAAUAAGAAUUUAGCGAUUCUGAUUCCAUCAUUUAUCGAUUGGAUUCCUUAUUGAUUCUAACUGACUCCACUUUGAGACUCACCACCACCACUAAGCAGAAUAUCAAAGAAAUACUUACAUUCAUGCAAAUUAAUUACAUUCUGUGUGGUCGAAUGUUUGUGCAUGUUGGAGGUAUUUCCCUCUUUGUUGUGAUCAGUGUUGGGUCAUUACUCAGUGAAGUAAAGUAAAAAAGUUCUUACACAAAACACUUUUCUUAAAAGUAAUGCACUUAAUUACACCCAGGAGAAAGACAUUCAUUAUACUACCUGUUACGUUACUUUCAUAUUGCUAAAAAAUAAAAACCUGAACCACACUGUCUCAUAAUUACUAUUUGACAAUAUAAACCUGAGGCUCCAGCCCCACACACCAACACAAAUCCCUAUAAUAACGGGCGUAGGUCACAAUCCAGGGUUUCGGGUGAGCUCAUUGUGAAACCUGGCCCC
Messenger RNA from Oreochromis aureus, 3512 nucleotides. RefSeq names its product hydroperoxide isomerase ALOXE3-like. Bases 196 to 2199 code for a protein of 667 amino acids. The transcript is spliced from 15 exons. Gene Ontology annotation, biological process: lipid oxidation; linoleic acid metabolic process. Gene Ontology annotation, molecular function: protein binding; oxidoreductase activity, acting on single donors with incorporation of molecular oxygen, incorporation of two atoms of oxygen; iron ion binding. Lineage: Eukaryota; Metazoa; Chordata; Actinopteri; Cichliformes; Cichlidae. The record is from RefSeq and is a predicted model, not a curated record.